Hippopotamus amphibius kiboko is the source of this 5070-nucleotide messenger RNA. It is a transcript of the gene ZFYVE9, whose product is annotated as zinc finger FYVE-type containing 9. Lineage: Eukaryota; Metazoa; Chordata; Mammalia; Artiodactyla; Hippopotamidae. Bases 634 to 4902 code for a protein of 1422 amino acids. Gene Ontology annotation, biological process: endosomal transport. The transcript has 19 exons. Gene Ontology annotation, molecular function: metal ion binding. Gene Ontology annotation, cellular component: early endosome membrane. The record is from RefSeq and is a predicted model, not a curated record.
UUUUAUGUUUCUAAUUUAUUUUUUUAAUUUAUUAAAAAUUUUUAUUUUAUAUUGGAGUACAGUUGAUUAAAAUUCUUUAUUCUUAUAUGUAAUAUAGUCCCCUAUUGUUUGUUCCCAUUCAGAGUAUUAAAGCUUUUUUAUGCGGUUUUAUAGGACAUAGUUCAGAGUCAGCAAUAAUGACUUGCUAAUGUUUCUAAAGUUUUUUCAAACUAGUUAGGAAAUCCUGCAGGGAAUCAUUGUUUGAGUAAACAGAAUGCAUUUGGGGCCUUCAUUCUACAUACAGUGGAUCAGCUGCAGUGUUUUUUCCCAUUUGAUUGUGAUCACUUUUAGAUCUUUUAAUGCUGAUUUUGAACUGAGUGGGCUGAAAGUUAUACAAGAUUGUAUAACUGGUUUGUUACACAAUCUUACAGUUGGUUUGGAUGCCACAAUUUCUAUAUAAAGUUAUAAAGAAACAGCAGUUUUGGAGUCUUUCUGUUGGGAUUAAUGAAAAGAAUCAAACGGAGCGUACUGAAACAGCAGAACUGGCUGGUGGUGCAGCAAACAUCAUGAGUAAGCACAGAGAAGUCUGUUCCUUAUCACGUGUGUAAGGGAUAAAAGAUUUAAACAGCUCUCUUGAGUGGUGUUUUCUCACUGAUGGAGAAUUACUUCCAAGCAGAAGCUUACAACCUGGACAAGGUGUUAGAUGAAUUUGAACAAAACGAAGAUGAAACCGUUUGUCCUAUUUUAUUGGAUACAAAGUGGAAUAAGAUUCUAGAUUCCCCUUCUCGCCAACUGCCAUUUAACUCUGCGCUGGCCAGUGUGAAUGAACCUACAGUUUCUGAGUCACAGCCACAACUGAAAGUCUUCUCCCUGGCUCAUUCAGCUCCUCUUAAUACAGAGGGAGAGGACCAUUGUGCUAAUGAACAGGACUGUAGUCUGAAUCCAGAGAUCAACACAAUGUGGAUUGAUGAAAAUGCAGUUGCAGAAGACCAGUUAAUUAAGAGGAACUGUAAUCGAGAUGAUCAAUGCAGUACUGUCGAAGUGGGAGAGAAGAAAUGUGGAAACCUAGCUUGUCUGCCAGAUGAGAAGAAUGUUCUUGUCGUAGCCGUCAUGCAUAACUGUGAUAAAAGGACAUUGCAAAGCGAUUUGCAGGAUCGUAAUAAUUAUAAUAGUCAAUCCCUCAUGGAUGCUUUUAGCUGUUCGCUGGAUAACGAAAACAGACAAACUGAUGAAUUUAGUUUUAGUGUAAACGGGUCCACUGAGAAAGAUAUGAACUCAGAGAAACAAGUGGAUCCAUUGACUAGACCAAAUGCAGAGGGGGAUUCUGUUAAAUAUAUAUGUACUACUUCAUCUGAUAAUCUAGCCAGUGUCUGUUCGCCUUUACAGUUACAGGAUGAUGAAAAUAUAGAUAGAGACCCCACCAUGUCUGUGAUUACAAGUUUAACACUAGAUUCAGUAAUCUCAUCCCAGGGAACAGAUGAAGGUCCUGCUGUAAAGCAAGAGGACUCUACACCAGAUGAGGUUCUCACUGGCAAAACCAGCUCUCCUAGGACAGAUCUAGGGAGUCCAAACUCCUUUUCCCACUUGAGUGAGGGGAUUUUGAUGAAAAAAGAGCCAGCAGAGGAAAGAACAACUGAAGAAUCCAUCCAGUCUGGUUUACCUUUGCUUCUCAAAGCUGACAUGCCUAAUGGGUCUGGCAGGGAUGAUAACUGUGAACAGUUUUCAGAUUGCCUUGCACCCAGUGAAGUUAGAGCUGAUGAAAUUGAAGGUUGUAAACAUGAGGAAAUUCUUGGCAUUACAGAACUUCUUAAUAUGACAGAGCAUUUCUCUGAAUCUCAGGAGAUGACUAAUUGGAAAUUGACUAAACGAAACAAGAUGAAUGACAGCCAAGUAAAUAAAGAAAAUGAGAAGUUUCUACAGAUGAAUCAACCUGAGGACACUUAUGAUGAUAGUGGAGGAGAGUGUGAUAGAAUGGCAGAAGCAGGUCUAGACUUAAAAGGAACUUGUAUGAAUGAAAGUGAAGGAUGCGAUUUCUCCACUGUUAUGGAUACAUCAGCAGCAAAUUCACUGUCUAAUUGUUGUGAUUCCUAUGGAAUGCAGAGCCCAGUUUGUUUUGUUCCAAAGACUUUACCCUCCAAAGAAGAUUCAGUAACAGAAGAAAAGGAAAUAGAGGAGAGCAAGUCAGAAUGCUACUCCAAUAUUUAUGAGCAGAGAGGAAAUGAAGCCACAGAAGGGAAUGGACUACUUUUAAACAGCACUGGUGACCUAAUGAAGAAAAAUUACUUACACAAUUUCUGUAGCCAAGUUCCAUCAAUGCUUGGGCAAUCUUCACCCAAGAUAGUAGCAAACCUGCAAUCUAUCAGUGUUCCUUUUGGUGGUGCAAGACCCAAGCAACCUUCUAAUCUUAAACUUCAGAUUCCAAAGCCAUUAUCAGAUCAUUUACAAAAUGACCUUCCUGCAAACAAUGGAAAUAAUAUUAAAAACAAAAAUGAUGUUCUUGGGAAAGCAAAAUUAGGGGAAAACUCAGCAACCAGUAUAUGCAAUGCCUCUUUGGGAAACAUCUCUAUUGCUGAUACAAAUGGGGAACAUUUAGAAAGUUAUGAGUCUGGGAUAUCCAGUAGACAGUGCCUUGCGUUAGCUCCAGAAAGCCCAGAUAAUGAUCUCAGAGCUGGUCAGUUUGGAAUUUCUGCUAGAAAGCCAUUUACCACUCUGGGAGAAGUGGCUCCAGUGUGGGUACCAGAUUCUCAGGCUCCAAAUUGCAUGAAAUGUGAAGCCAGGUUUACAUUCACCAAAAGGAGGCAUCAUUGCAGAGCAUGUGGGAAGGUUUUCUGUGCUUCCUGCUGUAGCCUGAAAUGUAAACUGUUAUACAUGGAUAGAAAGGAAGCUAGAGUAUGUGUAAUCUGCCAUUCAGUGCUAAUGAAUGCUCAAGCCUGGGAGAACAUGAUGAGUGCCUCAAGCCAGAGCCCUAACCCUAACAAUCCUGCUGAAUACUGUUCUACUAUCCCUCCCUUGCAGCAAGCUCAGGCCUCAGGAGCCCUGAGCUCUCCACCUCCCACUGUGAUGGUACCUGUGGGAGUUUUAAAGCACCCUGGAGCAGAAGUGGCUCAGCCCAGAGAGCAGAGACGAGUUUGGUUUGCUGAUGGAAUCUUGCCUAAUGGAGAAGUUGCUGAUGCAGCCAAAUUAACCAUGAAUGGAACUUCCUCUGCAGGAACCCUGGCUGUGUCACAUGACCCAGUCAAGCCAGCAACUACCAGUCCCCUACCAGCAGAGACGGAUAUUUCUCUAUUCUCUGGAAGUAUAGCUCAGGUUGGAAGUCCUGUUGGCAGUGCAAUGAACCUUAUUCCUGAAGAUGGCCUUCCUCCCAUUCUCAUCUCCACUGGUGUAAAAGGAGACUAUGCUGUGGAAGAGAAACCAUCACAGAUUUCAGUAAUGCAGCAAUUGGAAGAUGGUGGCCCUGACCCGCUUGUAUUUGUUUUAAAUGCAAAUUUGUUGUCAAUGGUUAAAAUUGUAAAUUAUGUGAACAGGAAGUGCUGGUGUUUCACAACCAAGGGAAUGCAUGCAGUGGGUCAGUCUGAGAUAGUCAUUCUUCUGCAGUGUCUACCGGAUGAAAAGUGUUUGCCGAAGGAUAUCUUUAACCAUUUUGUGCAGCUUUAUCGGGAUGCUCUGGCAGGGAAUGUUGUGGGCAACUUGGGACAUUCCUUCUUCAGUCAAAGUUUCCUUGGCAGUAAAGAACAUGGCGGAUUCUUAUAUGUGACGUCUACCUAUCAGUCACUGCAAGACCUAGUACUCCCAACCCCACCUUACUUGUUUGGGAUUCUCAUCCAGAAAUGGGAAACUCCUUGGGCUAAAGUGUUUCCAAUCCGACUAAUGUUGAGACUUGGAGCUGAAUAUCGACUUUAUCCUUGCCCACUGUUCAGUGUCAGAUUUCGGAAGCCGUUGUUUGGAGAGACGGGGCAUACCAUCAUGAAUCUUCUUGCAGACUUCAGAAAUUACCAGUAUACACUGCCAGUAGUUCAAGGUUUGGUGGUUGAUAUGGAAGUUCGGAAAACCAGCAUCAAAAUUCCCAGCAACAGAUACAAUGAGAUGAUGAAAGCCAUGAACAAGUCCAAUGAGCAUGUCCUGGCAGGAGGUGCCUGCUUCAAUGAGAAGGCAGAUUCUCAUCUUGUAUGUGUACAGAAUGAUGAUGGCAACUAUCAGACCCAGGCUAUCAGUAUUCACAAUCAGCCCAGAAAGGUGACUGGUGCCAGUUUCUUUGUGUUCAGUGGCGCUCUGAAAUCCUCUUCAGGAUAUCUUGCCAAGUCCAGUAUUGUGGAAGAUGGCGUUAUGGUCCAGAUCAUGGCAGAGAACAUGGAUGCCUUGAGGCAGGCGCUGCGGGAGAUGAAGGACUUUACCAUCACCUGUGGCAAGGCAGAUGCCGAGGAUCCCCAAGAGCACAUCCACAUCCAGUGGGUGGAGGAUGACAAGAAUGUCAACAAGGGUGUCAUAAGUCCCAUUGAUGGGAAGUCCAUGGAGUCUAUAACAAGUGUGAAGAUAUUCCAUGGAUCAGAGUAUAAAGCAAAUGGAAAAGUCAUCAGAUGGACAGAGGUAUUUUUCCUAGAAAAUGAUGACCAGCACAAUUGCCUGAGUGAUCCUGCAGAUCACAGCCGACUGACUGAGCAUGUUGCCAAGGCUUUUUGUCUUGCUCUGUGUCCCCACCUGAAGCUUCUGAAGGAAGAUGGAAUGACUAAGCUGGGACUACGUGUAACACUUGACUCAGAUCAGGUUGGCUAUCAAGCAGGAAGCAAUGGCCAGCCCCUGCCCUCACAGUACAUGAAUGAUCUGGACAGCGCUUUGGUGCCGGUGAUCCACGGAGGGGCCUGUCAGCUCAGCGAAGGCCCCGUCGUCAUGGAACUCAUCUUUUAUAUUCUGGAAAACAUCGCAUAGACAGAGAGGACUUCAUUUUCUUCUGUUCAGACCUGUUGCAACAGCAGUCAUACCCAAAUCAUUUGCACUUUAGAACUGGAAAAUUAAGCUUUUGUUAACACUAUUAAUGGGGGGUGGGGUGGGUUGGGAGUUGGGGUCUGGGGGACAGGGAUGGGAGGGGGUGGUUGG